Molecule: messenger RNA, 1779 nt
Organism: Rhizophagus irregularis DAOM 181602=DAOM 197198
Lineage: Eukaryota; Fungi; Glomeromycota; Glomeromycetes; Glomerales; Glomeraceae
Molecular function (GO): protein binding
Source: RefSeq, a predicted model, not a curated record
AAAAAUUAAAAAUGAUGGAAUACGAAUAUUACAAUUCUUACAAUUCUAAACCAUCUGUUAUGAGUACUGCAUCGAGAAUUCCACCUGAAAUUUUUAUAAACAUUUGUCAAUAUUUACCACCCAUCGAUCUCAUCUCUCUUGCACGCGUUUCUAAACAAUUUCAUGGUUAUCUUUGUUCUACUGAUUCUUUUACCACGAAAGAAAUUUGGAAAAAUUCUCGUAUCACAUUUUUACCUUUCGUUCAAAUGCCUCCUCCUGAAGGUAUGACCGAACUUCAAUAUGUUAAAUUUAUUUCUGAACGUGGUUGUCAAUUUUGUGGAAAACCAAGAAUUAGAAAAAUUUAUUGGGCUUUCCUCGUACGUUGUUGCAAGAAAUGUCUUGAAGAUCGAACCAUAAGAUUGGAUCAAAUAAGAUAUCAUUUAUUCUCUCAAAAUUCGGUUCCUGACGAUAUUGAUAUCGUUAGUGGAUUGACAUUUAUCACUGGAUCUGCUGGUUCAGGACCUGAAAAAAUAAAACAUCGUCCUUCCAAUUUAUAUUGGAUUCAAGAUGUUCAUAAGGCUUAUAAUGAAUUCAAUGAAUUAAGUUUAAAAGACCGUCAAGAUUGGAUAAUUAAAAAACGUGAAGAAGGUCGUAGUAAAAUGGAAGAAGUUAUUAAAAGAGAAUUGGAAAAUGAAAAUGAAUAUUGGUCAAAAACUAUGGAAAAUUCAAGGAAAAGAAAUGAUCGUGUUAUAACUAUUGAUAAUUUGAUAAGAAAGGAAACUAAUGAAUUCGGUUUUCCAAGAUUUAAGAUGUCUGUUGUAAAUAAAUGUUUAACUUAUAAUAAGGCUAUGGGUUCAACUUCUACUAGUCCUUUUACUAAACGUGCUUGGAUUGGUUUUCGUAAUAAAUUAAUUCCUGAAUAUUUACAAAUGUCUACUCUUUUAAGAUUACAAAGACAAGAAAUUGAAAGAAAUUUGGCAAUUGAUGUUGCUAUUCAAACUCGUCAAAUGGAUAUUAUUAAAUUAAUCUUUGAAUUAUUAAGACCUGAAAUUGAUCAUUUACAAUCUCGUCAAAGACAAAAUAGUAAUCAAUCAAUGGAUGAUAUUGAUAUGGAAAGAAAUUCGAGUUCGUCUUCAGAAUCUAAUAGUGAUUCCGACGAUUCAAAUUAUAAUUUAAUUAAGAGGAUGGAAUGCAAUGAAAUUUUUGAAAGUUCAUUGAUAAAAUUUUUACCAUGGUGCCCUUCAUUUCGUAAUCCACCUUUUAUGAAUCAAGAUCCAAGAAUUCUUUGGGAUGAUGAAUUUUUAAUGAAUGUUUUGGUUCCUCAACUUCGUGAAGAAGCUCAAUAUUUAAAAGAUCAUCCUGCUCCAAUUGAAACUGUACGUGGAGCUUUCCUUUAUGGUGGUUUACGUAACAAAAGAAUUUUUAAAUGUAAAUUAUGUCAUCACUAUGAUAAUAAUUUAAAUCCUCCAAAACAUUAUUCUUUUUAUGAAAUAAGAUUACAUUUAGCAAAAAGUAAUCAUAAGGUUAGAAUGAUUAAUGAUGAUUUGAUGAUAGAGGUUGUUCCCUCUCAAAUUAAUACUACAUGCAAUGCACAAAUAUUUCCUCGGAAUAAACCCGAUUUAUUUUUUGCAGCUGGUUUUAACUGCAAUUUAAUUUGUAAUUUAUUAAGUUAAAUUUGGGUGAUUUCUCCCUUUUUUUUUUUCUUUAACAAAACUUAUUGAUUAAGUUUAGUUGAAUUAAUUUAUUAUUUACUCUUUUUUUUCGCACAUUCCAUCAUUGGAGCUUUUUUUUUUUUUUUUU